CUCUUUACUUCCUCUUCUCCUUCCCUUUUACCCACUAACAAGAAUCCCCUAUUGAUUUUUUACUUUCACUCCACGGGACAAGGAUCAGAAGCGAUCUUGUUCGUUUUGUUUACUUCCAACUCAGUGCUCAUUCGUUUCCUGCCAUCAACCCUUUGUUCUUUUUCUGAGAUCCUCCAGUUUCCUUUUUUUUUUAUAUUCAUCUUGAACGUUCCUUGACCGCUAUACAUCCCUAAUAUACAUUUCAUGGAUAAAUAUCAGAAAAUCGAGAAGUUGGGUGAAGGAACGUACGGCAUUGUCUACAAGGCUCAGAACCGAGAAACGAAUGACGUUGUGGCUCUGAAGAGAAUCCGGCUGGACAACGAAGAAGAAGGAGUGCCAUGUACCGCAAUCCGCGAGAUCUCACUACUCAAGGAGCUCAAGCAGAACAACAUUGUCCGACUGUACGAUGUAUUGCACACAGAGAAAAAGUUGACGCUCGUGUUUGAAUUCCUGGACUCGGACCUGAAAAAGUUCCUCGACACAUACAGCGGGGAUAUUGAUGUCUUGACGAUAAAGCAAUUAAUGUACCAGCUGUUGAAGGGAAUCGCAUACUGCCACGAACACCGAGUCCUGCAUCGAGACUUGAAGCCGCAAAACUUGCUGAUCAACAAGAAGGGCGAUCUAAAGUUGGGAGACUUUGGACUCGCGCGAGCAUUCGGUAUCCCUGUCAGGAGUUACUCCCACGAGGUCGUGACGCUGUGGUACAGGGCGCCGGACGUGUUGAUGGGCUCGAAGCAGUACUCGACCUCGAUCGAUAUCUGGUCUGCAGGAUGUAUUUUUGCGGAAAUGGCUUCUGGUCGUCCUUUAUUCCCCGGAUCCUCAGUCAAGGAUCAAUUGCUCAAGAUCUUCAAGAUUUUGGGGACACCAACAGAAGAGACAUGGCCUAGUGUGUCGAGGUUACCUGAGUAUCGAUCAGACUUUCCAGUCUACAACCCUAUCCCACUUGAGAACUUGGUCCCGAAGCUGGACGCGGCUGGCAUCGAUUUGCUUGCUCGCCUUGUAACAUACAAUCCUGACAGGAGGAUAUCAGCGGAAGCUGCGCUUGCUCAUCCUUAUUUUGAAGAAAUUCGAAGACGCGAAGCAAGCAGUGGUGGCGGAGGCGGCGGCACAGGGCAGUGAGUAUCCUUCCGCACGUAUCCAUUCAAUUUCCGUAAUAAAG
Gamsiella multidivaricata is the source of this 1198-nucleotide messenger RNA. Its product is annotated as protein serine/threonine kinase. The transcript is spliced from 10 exons. NCBI's taxonomy places the organism in Eukaryota, Fungi, Mortierellomycota, Mortierellomycetes, Mortierellales, Mortierellaceae. The record is from RefSeq and is a predicted model, not a curated record. Gene Ontology annotation, biological process: protein phosphorylation. Gene Ontology annotation, molecular function: ATP binding; cyclin-dependent protein serine/threonine kinase activity. The coding region runs from base 244 to 1158 and encodes 304 amino acids. Gene Ontology annotation, cellular component: cytoplasm; nucleus.